AUGCGAACCAGUACUCUUAUCCUCAGUAUCGCGCUGGUCGUCAAAAGUCUUGCCAGUCCAGUCAAGCUUGAUCUCGGAGAUGGUGUUGACUACGAGAUUGGCUAUCCCAUCGUAGCUGGUCAAGUCAACGCCCAGGAGGGCAUUGAUGUCGUCAAGAGGGCUACUACUUCUAUCAAGACCACUUCGACACGAAAGACUUUCACCACAAUCAAGACGACNCUCGACCGCGAAAGCAUCACCCAUCUCGACAAAAAGGCGUCCACUUCUUCAAAGAAGGCUAGCAGUACUUCAAAGUCCUCAAGUACCCAGAAGUCAUCUGCGGCUCCGGCAAAGGCCACCACAUAUCAGCAACGUGUCCUUGUCUCGCAUAACGUCCACCGUGCCAAUCAUUCCGCCAGCAAUAUCGUGUGGGAUAAUGCUCUCGCGUCGACUGCCGCAAAGAUUGCCUCUACUUGUGUGUAUGCUCACAAUACCACAACCGACGGUGGUGGUUACGGUCAGAAUAUCGCUGCUGGACUUGCUGCGGACAACAUAACAGCCGUUAUCACCGAGCUCUUCUACAACGGCGAGGUUGGGUACUUCAAGAACCUAUACGGGCAAGCUCAACCUGACAUGUCCAACUUCGGCAGUUGGGGUCAUUUUUCCCAGAUUGUCUGGAAAGGCACAUCGAAGGUCGGCUGUGCUACCCAGUACUGCCCUAAAGGUCUUGCCAAUGUCGGACCUUACACUCCACCAUACUUUACAGUAUGCAAUUACGGACCACCAGGACAGACAGGCAACGGCGACAGGAUUGAAAACAAGACCCCCAGCGAGACAGGUUUGGAUUGA
This is a messenger RNA of Aureobasidium uvarum, 828 nucleotides long. The record is from the annotation of a GenBank genome assembly. Lineage: Eukaryota; Fungi; Ascomycota; Dothideomycetes; Dothideales; Saccotheciaceae.